AUGAACAAACUGAUACCUCAUCAGUCCUCGAUGUCAGUUCUUCCUGGGUUAAUUUAGUCCUAUUUUUGUAUCAUCGGCAUUCGCGACAGUAACAAAAAUAUCUUGUGCCAUUGAAGUAAAUCAUAGAAAUUGUUCAGAUCGAUACCUCGUUAUAAUAAUCAUUUGUUUAACGUGAAGAAAAUCAUUUGGUUAGAAAUAUAGCCUUUGCAGAUGAUUAAUUAAUUAAAAGAACAACUGAUUAAAGAAUGUAAGAAACGCUGUAAAACCUAAAAAAAAUAAGGAAAAGUAAAACCUCAGAAAGUGCGAAAUGGUGGUGCAAAUAGUGAGAAAUAAUACAUCAAAGGCAAACACAAUUCGUGGAUCACCGGCUUCGGUGAUGAAUCGAAAAGAAACUAAACUCAAAGAUGUUUGCUCGAGUAAACGACAGAAUACUUGUGUUCGGACUGGCGAGUGUAAAUCUGACCAACAUCGUUAUUCGUUCAAUGAAAAAGAGCCAAUCAAAAGGAUCGGUAAAAGUAAACCAAAGAUGCAACUUAGUGGGAAGAAGAUCGCGAAGAAGAGACUGCUGCAUCCAAAAAUUUUGACGAAAGAAGAGUACGAGGAAUUUCAAAAGUAUAGCUCCAUGACGAAGGAGGAACGAGAAGCGGCGCUUAAAGCAGAGGAGGAAGAGAGGCAAAGACUUAUAAAAGAGAGCAUAGAGAGGAAAGAGGAGUUUCGUAGAUUAGAUAAAGAAAGGCCACGAGAAAAGUGUCCGCAAUUGAUCGAAAUAGAGGAGGAAGCUAGGAGAAGGGCGAAACAUGUGCUCGAAAGAGCAGAGAACAUGAAACUUGAACGAGAAGAGGAAAUUCAAAAGUGCAAUAGAAUCAUUUUAGAGACUAAAUGUCGAGCAAUCAGAGAUGCCCAGAUAGCAGAGAAGAGGCUGAUUGAACUCGAAUUGGAAGAAGAAGAGAAACGUCUCAAUGACAUGAUGGAGAACGAAAGAAGAUGGGCAAUCAAAGAAGAGAUUAAAAAGGAACAGGACGAAGCUGUAAAGAGGCAGACAUUUGCCAACAGUCUCAUGGAACAGAUAAAAGAAAACGAAGAGAACAGGAUAUUAGAGUUUGAAAGGAAGCAAGAGGAGAGUCGGUUAAUUAAUUUAAGCAAUAUCAAUUGGCAACAGGAAGAAAUUGCAAAAUUGCGAAACAAAGAAUCUGAAAAUGCACUAAUACGACAACAACUUGCUGAAGGAAACGAACAAUUGAAACAUUUUAAAGCUAUGGAAGAGCAGGAAAAUAAAAUCAUUGACCUUAGGAUACAAGAGUAUCAACGAUAUAAGGCAGAGAGGGAAGUGAAAUUGGCGGAAGAGCGAAAUUUGAAAAAAUUAGAAAAAGAAAAACUUAAAGCAACUAUUGCAACACAGACGUUGCAAGCAAGAGAUCUACAGGAACGAAUCGAUGACUUGAGCGCUGCACGAAUUCAAGAAGAAGUGGAACGACAAUGGAGACAAAAAGAAAAAGAAGAAGCUCUGAAAAGAGCGGAGGCUCAAAAGUUGCUUAUGGAAGAAAGGAAGAAACAAAUAAAUAACAAACGAAUAAUGGAGGCAAUUGAACUAGAACGAGAAAGGCGUGAAUUCGAAAAAAUUGUACGUGUCCAAAAGGAAGCUUUCUGUCGAGAAGAAAAAGAACUUGAAAAGAAACAGCGGCAAGCGAUAAUUCAUAGGAGCGAAAUAUUAAAACAGGUCAACGAGAAAGAGAGAGAACGUAUCGAAGCAAGGCAAAAGAUGUUUGAUGAAGGUUUAGCAAUUCGCACAGAAGCCGCUAUACGUAAGAAAAAGUUAUGUGAUGCAAUGGAAAGGAAAUGUGAGGAAAUGAAAAGAAAUAGAGUGCCUCAAAUAUACAUCAAUAAAGUGAAACGAAUGAUCAGUAAUAUAGAAUAA
Molecule: messenger RNA, 1915 nt
Organism: Heterotrigona itama
Lineage: Eukaryota; Metazoa; Arthropoda; Insecta; Hymenoptera; Apidae
Source: the annotation of a GenBank genome assembly